Messenger RNA from Eurytemora carolleeae, 1551 nucleotides. RefSeq names its product innexin inx2. Gene Ontology annotation, cellular component: plasma membrane; gap junction. Gene Ontology annotation, molecular function: gap junction channel activity. The transcript has 13 exons. Bases 343 to 1551 code for a protein of 402 amino acids. The record is from RefSeq and is a predicted model, not a curated record. NCBI's taxonomy places the organism in Eukaryota, Metazoa, Arthropoda, Copepoda, Calanoida, Temoridae.
AGUUCUAUAGAGCUAGUGAAGCAGAUGUGUACAGGCUAGAGUAUAGAACGAUGCCUAGAUACUAGUAUUUAGUGGCUUAGUUAGUUAGUUGCUUACUAGUUCUAGUCCGGAGUACACAACACCAUGGAUUACUAGAUUUUACACAACUCACGCAUCUGGAUUCAUUUUACGCUACACUGGGCGUAUUGUUAUGUUUUAGUGACGCACCUUUUCAGAUAUAUAUGCGUAUUUUUAACAUGUGACUUUGACGCCGCAUCAGUGACUUCAACGAUUGAAAUAAGUCAUUCAAAAGUUAAGUGGGGCGAAAGUUAAUUAGUUUGACUGGAAGUGAUCUAAAUCAAGAUGGCGCACCUUCUCUCCGAUCUGGUGAGCUACAUGAAGUUCGAUGAGAUCAACAUCGACAACUGGAUGUUUAAACUCUACUACAAGUUCAGCUUUGUAAUCUGUAUGACCGGAGCCACUGUUGGGAUUGCCAGUCAGUUUUUCGGAGAUCCGAUCAGCUGUGACUUCCAGGGGAUACAGUCUGAUAUGGCACAAGACUAUUGUUGGAUUCAUGGUAGUGCUUAUAUACCUCGUAGAUACCAGGCGGCAUUCUUUUAUCUUCCCUAUAAAGUUUGGCACUCCCUGGAAGGUGGCCUCAUUGCAUCCUUCGGCACUGACGGGAAAACCCCGGUCAUAAUUAGUGAGGAUGCCAAGUAUGAUGAUGGUGUAGUAAUGGAAGCUGUUGUGGAGAAGUUUGUCAAAUAUUUUAAAUCAAUUUAUCAUCACAACUCAUGGUACUUCGCAUACUUCAUAUUAUGCGAAUGUAUGAACUUCAUAUUUUUCUCUGUACAGUUCUAUCUGACAGAUAUGUUCUUGGGAAAUAAGUUUAAAAAGAACAAUAAAACCAGGGAUCCAAUGUGUGCAGUGUUUCCCACCGAGGUGUCCUGCACUAUUCCUAAUGUUGGAGCUGCAGGAGCUGAGCAGAAUCACAAUGGUUUGUGCGUCCUAACCCAGAAUAUUAUCAACGAGAAGAUCUAUCUUGCACUUUGGUUCUGGUAUGCUUUCUUGGGACCUGUAUCAGUCUGCUUUAUCCUUUUCAGGCUGAUGACCUUGUUGUUCGAUGGAGUUAGGUUCUCUCUGAUUUACAAAACGAUUCGACACAAAUAUGAUGAUGAUGUUAGAAAAUGCUUAGAAUAUGUUCUUGCUAAGGGUCAGAUUGGAGAUUGGUUUGUUCUGCAUCAGCUCUGUAAAAACUGUAAUCCAUAUUUCUUCAGGCAGUUUAUCAAGGACCUGGCUGUGGAAUUAAAAUGCAGACCUAAACGAUCAAAAUCUGCUUUCAGUAAUGGGAAAGGAACCCUGCCACGUGGGACUUUGCCGCGUGACAAACUCUCCGUAGACGAGGACGCGCUGAUGUCCGUAAUAUCACACGAUGGAACGGAAGACGACAGCAAUCAUCUUUCACCCCCUGGUUAUGAUGAAGAUAUGAGUGUUGAGGGGGUUGAGGGGGGGAGGGGAGGGGGUAUACUCGAAACCAAGGCACUUCUAGNAUCUUUGAUAUUUCAAACUUAG